AUGACUCCAUUCAAGCUAGCACUAACGCUCGUGGUGUCUACGAUUCUGUUGGUUUCAGCACUUGCACAAUCCUCUCGUCCAAUUGCCCAAACAAAGUGUUUCUUUCAAAAAAGUUGCAUCGAAUGUCUCGACGCUGACAAAGAAUGUGCAUGGUGUACGGAUGAAAAUUACGAAAUGAGAAAGUCACGAUGCAUGACGAAACAUGAGCUAUUAGAAUCGAACUGCAACGCAUCCAAAAUCGAGACGAACGACAACUAUUCCUUUCUUCAAAUUACGCAAAAUGAACCGCAUCGGGAUUUUGAUGCUCAGAAGCUGGAAGCGAUACAAAUAUCGCCCCAGAAAAUGAAUCUACGUUUAGGCAAAUUGGCCGCAAAAACGAUCUCGUUUCAAUACAAACCUGCCAAAAACUACCCUUUGGAUAUGUACUACCUGAUGGAUCUUACAUGGUCGAUGCGAGACGAUAAAGCAACGCUCGAAAGCAUGGGUAGCCAGUUGGCACUAGCACUAGCUAACAUGACGGCCAACUAUCAGCUCGGAUUUGGCAGUUUCGCCGACAAACCGGCCGUACCGUUUAUUCAAUCCGAGCCACAUCGUCUCCAGAACCCAUGCUAUUCGGAAAAUGAUCAGUGUGAGCCAACGUACGGCUUUCGGCAUCGGUUGAGGAUCACACGUGACAUCGAUAGUUUUAUUAAGCAGGUGAAGGAAAGUAAUGUCACCGGUAAUGUGGAUAAUCUAGAGGCUGGUUUGGAUGCGCUAAUGCAAGUGCUGGUAUGCGAAAAACAAAUCGGAUGGGGCUCGAACACUCGCAAAAUUGUAAUAGUGGCGACGGACGGGUGGUUACACAUGGCUGGUGAUGGGCUGCUGGCGGGUAUCGUGGAAGAAAAUGACAAACAGUGCCAUUUGGACGAGGAUGGCAACUUUGUGGAUGUGCUAAAGUACGAUUAUCCAUCAUUGGAGCAAAUCUGGCGUGUUUUGCUACGCUCAAAAACGGCCGUGAUAUUUGCCGUCACCGAGGCCCAGGAAGCGUACUACCGACGACUGAGCGAACUAAUGCCAGAGUUCACAAGCGUGGGCCGGCUGCAGGAUGAUUCUUCCAACAUUAUUCAGCUGGUAGAUGAUGGAUAUCGAGAAUUUAUCAAACGGGUAGAGUUCACAGACAACUCGCCGGACUAUCUUCAAGUGCGUUACACCACUGACUGUGGAGGAAUGUAUCGCGAUCCACAACCGAUUCACCGAUGUGAUAAUAUUGAAAUUGGGACAGAAUAUAAAUUCAAUGUAGAGUUGCAGUUGCUCAAUUAUCCUAAAGACCCAUCGGUUACGAAUGUCACUGUUCGCAUUGAGGAGAAACUGAUCAGCAAUGAAGCUGUUGUACUAGAAAUCGAUUUACGGACCACCUGUGACUGUGAUAAAAACAAGAAACCAACGGAACUGAGUGAACUGUGCAACUUCAACGGGGAAUACGUGUGUGGACUGUGUCAGUGCUAUGUUGGAUGGAUAGGAAAAACGUGUGAGUGCAAUCUACAAAACUCUCAAAACCGACGAGAAUUGUUCGAGCAAUGUGUGGCACCUAGCGCCGGAGACGAGCUGCGUACCGGCCCGAUUUGUUCCGAUCGUGGAGAAUGCAUUUGCGGUCAAUGUUACUGUAAUCCCGGAUUCGAUGGUGAACAUUGCGAGUGUAACGAGUGUGCUACGAUUGAUGGUACGAUUUGUGGAGGUACAGAUCAUGGUAGCUGUACCUGUGGAACAUGCAGUUGCUUCGACUCAUGGACUGGUGACAAUUGCGAUUGCACGACGGACACAACUGGAUGUAAGGCACCAUCGAACGACGCACUGUGCUCUGGGCAAGGAGAGUGCACCUGUGGACGCUGCACUUGUGGCGAAUCCUUUUUUGGGCCAUUUUGUGAAACCAAGGAUGGCGAACAAUCGGCACUAUGCUCAUCAUACGAAGAUUGCAUACGUUGUGCAGUGUAUGGAAUAAAUAAUAUACCUUGCCAAGAUUUGGACAGAAAGUGCCGUGAAAAGAUUGGAUUGUACAAAGUAGAGCUGAUUGCUGCAACUUAUGACUUCCUAAAUUGCACCUUUAGAUUCAACGACGAAAAGAAUGUGUGCGACUACAAAUUCUCGUACUCACUCUCGACCAAUGGAGAAACAUUGCUAAAAGUACAGAACUUCCAAUGCAAAGAGAUUAACUUAAUUACAGCCGGGCUUAGUAUCGCUAUAUCGAUCAUUGUCGGUGGCAUAAUGCUGCUAUUGUGCUACAGAUGCAAACUAACGUACGAUGAUCGGAAAAUGUUUGCUAAAUUUGAAAAGGAAAGGGAACAAGAGACUAAAUAUCAGAUGGACAGUCCACUCUACAAAUCGCCAAUAACCGAAUUUAAAGUUCCCACCGAAAUGGAAACAAGCGUAUUGUAA
Messenger RNA from Anopheles marshallii, 2412 nucleotides. RefSeq names its product integrin beta-nu (gene Itgbn). Gene Ontology annotation, molecular function: integrin binding. The record is from RefSeq and is a predicted model, not a curated record. NCBI's taxonomy places the organism in Eukaryota, Metazoa, Arthropoda, Insecta, Diptera, Culicidae. Gene Ontology annotation, cellular component: integrin complex; focal adhesion; cell surface. Gene Ontology annotation, biological process: cell-matrix adhesion; integrin-mediated signaling pathway; cell adhesion mediated by integrin. The transcript is spliced from 8 exons. Bases 1 to 2412 code for a protein of 803 amino acids.